Molecule: messenger RNA, 882 nt
Organism: Candidula unifasciata
Lineage: Eukaryota; Metazoa; Mollusca; Gastropoda; Stylommatophora; Geomitridae
Source: the annotation of a GenBank genome assembly
AUGGCGAGAAACUGGGAUAUUGGUUUCAACAAGAAAUUCAUUUGGCUGAUAGUCUUUGCAACCAUCAUCACAGUGACUUACUUACUCGGGAUGCAGUAUAUUAGGCAGAUGGGUGCCCUGUCAGGCGUUACUUACGUCCCUCAUCCCCAACAACUCAAAGAUUCCGUCAGAUACAAGCAACAAAGAGAUGUUUUAUCAAGGCAACUCAACUUAAUGAAGCAAGCUUACGGACAACAAAGUUGUGAACAGUUGAAACUUAUCAAAUUAGCCGGAAAAUCGGUAGAUGUUCGAGUCUCUGAGAGUGGAGGUUGGUGUUCGGAAUCUAGCUCUCCCAACAGCACUGACCAUGUCUGGGAUAAGGGCCUCUCAACAGCUCUGAGCAAGUUUUCCAAAGGUAAAACAGUGGGCAGUUUCGGUGAUGGACCAGGGAAGUACAAGUCACAUAUCGAUUCUUUGGCUGAGGUAGUCAGUUAUACAGCUUAUGAUGGAGCGCCACACGUUGAAAACGUCACACGGGGCUUGGUGAAGUUCUUGGACUUGACAGCUCCCCAGUACGGCAUACCAGCCUUUGACUGGGUGAUCAGUCUGGAGGUUGGGGAGCACAUACCUGCAAAGUAUGAAGAUAUUUACUUGGACAAUUUGGUUAGACAUGCUAAGGAAGGCAUCAUACUUAGCUGGGCAACGCCUGGUCAAGAGGGACUGUCUCAUGUGAACAAUAAACCAUUGGUGGAUGUGGUGGCCCAACUCAACAAACGGGGAUUUCAUAUCAAUCUACAAGCAGGAGAACCUCUUCGCCAAGCCUCGUCAUUCUAUUGGUUAAAGAAUAAUAUUAAUGUUUACUAUAGGAAACACGCAGAGUCAUUCAUUCCAGAUGAUGCCUAA